CCGUUGACUUUUCUGAUAACCCCUUUCUCCAAUCCACCUCUCUAUAAAUCAUCAUAAAACCUAAAAAUCUGUCUGCAAAUUUGUUCAAAUCCCACCAAAAUUUACCCUUCAAGCUAUUAUUAUAUGGAUUUUACAUGCAAAGUUUCAUCUUUAUCAUUAAAUUCAUCAAAAUCCCUGUUUUUGCUGCAAAUUUUGGUUCAAAUUUUGGCCCUUUUGCUUAUAUUUAACCCCUGGAUUGAAAGACACCAGUUUUAUACUAUUAGUUAGGGAAGGCCCAGGUGGGGUUGAAUUUGAGGUGUAUCAGAAGUUGGACCUUCGAGGUUACCAAUACUGAGAACAAAGUAACAAGUCAUCUGCGUUUAUCCCUGAUGAUAUGAUUUGCAACCUCUCGCAUAACCUGGAGGAAGCUUAUGGUGGCGAUCAAUUACUUUUUUUGUGAUACGGUACAAGUCGCAGUUGGAUGCUAACCUUUUCUUUUUGGCAGUUGGGUUUGGAGGUCUUCGAAGACCUUUUAAUCGUCAAUUGUUGGGUCAUUGAUAUCAAAGUAAAAGAUUUUUGGCCAAGAAAGAAGUAUUUCAUCACGUGGUAUCCAGUUUGCAUGUGACAAUGUCAGCAAGGAAAUUUAAGAAUGCAGGAUGGGCUGCGUAUAAUUCAAAGCAACAACAGGCUACAGGCCUUAGAUCAAAAGCUUGCGAGGAGCCUUUUCCACCUAUAUCAAGUACUACCAUACCUAAGAAUCACACAGGCUUAGUGAAAAAUAAUCAUAAUGUGGCACAGUCUUUUUCUUCCGUGCUUCUACCCUCGGCUAAUUUUCCAACAUUGGGGGCUAAUAAGGAUAUUGAGAAAUCAUUACCGAGAGGAAGUUGUACAAAUGAAGUUAUUUUAAAAAAAUGUCAGGACAAUGGCAAUGGGGUUUAUGAGAAGCUGAAAAAGCUUCAUCCCUGGGCUGAGAAAAGUUUGAUUGAAGAUAUUAUGGAAGCUGUGAAUAAUGACAUUGACAGGGCCUCAGAUCUCUUAAAAGAAAUGGUUUCUUCUACGAGUCUUCAUGAAAAAAAGGAAACAGAAGUUACGGAUUUUAGAUACAAUGCUGAAAAUUUCUACUCAGAGAACAAUACUUUUUUGACUGAUAUAGAUCUGACUUUACGUGAGACCCAAGAUCUUGUAGGAAUUAGCUAUGGGCAUCAAGAUGAUAUUGUAUCUAGGAAUAAAGAGCUGACUGCUGAUACUUCUGCAUUUGGAAAAGGCCAUCCUGAUCAUUCAACAAGUGAACUCCAGAGUCUGCGUAGCUUGACUAAUAUUCCUGUUGAGCCUGAAUGGGAAGAGGACGAUGUUUACUUGGUUAAUCGGAAAGAUGCAAUGAGAAUGAUGAGGUUAGCUUCACGGCAUUCAAAGGCGGCCAGUGAUGCUUAUUUAAGAGGUGAUCACUUAUCUGCCCAACAAUAUUCCAUGAGGGCCAGGGAAGAAUGGAAGGAAGCUGAAAAGUAUAACGCAGUGGCAGCAAAGGAAAUCCUAAGAAAAAGGAAUUGUGAAAAUGAUUUGUGGAAACUGGACUUGCAUGGUCUGCAUGCAUCGGAAGCAGUUCAGGCGUUAGAGGAACACUUGCAUAAAAUUGAGUCUCAGUUUGCACCUUUUACCAAUCCAGUCAACACCACAAACAUGGUAAGAUCUGCCUCUCUGGACUCAUUAGGUAAGGAGAAGUUCGAUAAGCAGAAGGCAUCAUUUAGGCCCAGGUCAACAGUAUUAGAAGUUAUAACAGGCAUAGGACUUCACAGUCGAGGGCAAGCUGCACUUCCAAGUGCCAUUGAAACGUUUCUUAGUGAAAACAAAUACCAUUAUGACAAGGCUCGGCCUGGGAUGAUAGCAGUUCGACCCAAGUAUAGGCGCAUGUAAAUGUAUAAUUUAUACUUCUGAUAGAGGACGGGCCAUGCGAGCCGCGGUCUCAUUGUGGACAGUAUAGACAAUGUGCAAAUUGUUAUUAGAUUAGUUCGAAUAGCAAUGACCACACAUAAUCAGCAAAGCAGAAACAAUGAGCACACAAUUUGCUGAAGUAAUAUUUAAUUUAAGAUUGCAUAAUCAUGGCAGUAUUGAACUGAAGGCCUAGACUAUUAUUCUCUGUUUGACGCUCAAGGGCCAAACUCAAGGGCCAGUUUGGCUUAUCAUAUUUUUCGGGACGCAAAAGUGUUAUAUUUUAUGUGGAGACAAGUACUUAUUUUUGUC
Messenger RNA from Daucus carota subsp. sativus, 2217 nucleotides. RefSeq lists its product as uncharacterized. The coding region runs from base 607 to 1890 and encodes 427 amino acids. The transcript is spliced from 6 exons. The record is from RefSeq and is a predicted model, not a curated record. NCBI's taxonomy places the organism in Eukaryota, Viridiplantae, Streptophyta, Magnoliopsida, Apiales, Apiaceae.